Cannabis sativa is the source of this 1624-nucleotide messenger RNA. RefSeq names its product protein PAM71-homolog, chloroplastic. The record is from RefSeq and is a predicted model, not a curated record. The transcript is spliced from 10 exons. Gene Ontology annotation, biological process: calcium ion transmembrane transport; Golgi calcium ion homeostasis; Golgi calcium ion transport. Gene Ontology annotation, cellular component: chloroplast; Golgi apparatus. NCBI's taxonomy places the organism in Eukaryota, Viridiplantae, Streptophyta, Magnoliopsida, Rosales, Cannabaceae. The coding region runs from base 280 to 1341 and encodes 353 amino acids. Gene Ontology annotation, molecular function: manganese ion transmembrane transporter activity; calcium ion transmembrane transporter activity.
CAGAUCGAAGAAACUACCAGAAAAACACCCAAAAAUUAAUUCAUUACUAUAUUUCUAAGCUACGACUCUUCCCAUAUCCAAACUCUCUCAUACAAAAAAUAAAAAAAUCCAAACUUGUUCCCUUUUUCGUUUUGGGAUUCCUUCAAAUAACAAAAUCAAUAGAAAAAAGAUCAUAUUUUUUUGGUGGGAUUUUGGAAUAUUUGAUGGAGGAGCUCAAUUUGUGAAAAUAAAAAAACACACUCCAUAGAAGAAGAGUAAAGAAGAAGAAGAAGGAGCAGAAUGCAGAAAUUGGUGGCUCCUCAUAGUCAUAGACCAAUUGUAUCAAGAACAAAGCUUCCCUUGUUAGCUGUGGUGGACACUCUACCAUGUUGUGCCACUCUUUCUAAAAACGCCAUUUUUACUUCUUUAAGAUGUAGAGAGCUCUCGAGUUCUUUAAGUGGCUCGGUUCGAGUUCAAGCAUCUAACGCCAGCAUUGGAUCGGGGGGAUAUGAUGGAAGGGAGGAUAAUGAGAGCAAGAAACUAUUUACCACAGGUUCCUCUAGUGACAAUGCACCUGAAAUUCAAAAGCCACAGAACCAACUUCCUUAUCCCGUCGCUAUUGCUUUUGUGCUGGUCGGUUGUGGUUUGUUAUUUUCACUCAUUGCCUUUGUGAAAGGAGGACCAUCAUCAAUUUUAGCAGCAAUUGCAAAGUCGGGUUUCACCGCUGCAUUCUCAUUGAUAUUUGUGUCUGAAAUUGGGGACAAAACAUUCUUUAUUGCUGCACUCUUGGCCAUGCAAUAUGAGAAAGGGCUGGUUUUGUUGGGCUCAAUGGGUGCUCUUUCACUAAUGACAGUUCUCUCGGUUGUCAUUGGGCGAUUAUUUCAUUCUGUACCAGCUCAGUUUCAAACAACCUUGCCAAUUGGAGAAUAUGCAGCUGUAACUCUUCUACUGUUCUUCGGUAUUAAAGCAUUAAAAGAUGCAUGGGACCUUCCAUCGAGUAGUACCAAGAGCGGUGACAACAGUAGUCCUGAACUUGAUGAGUAUGCCGAAGCUGAGGAGCUUGUGAAAGAAAAGGCAUCAAAGCGACUCUCCAAUCCGCUGGAAAUUAUUUGGAAGUCAUUCAGCCUUGUAUUCUUUGCUGAAUGGGGAGAUCGUUCAAUGCUGGCAACAAUCGCUCUUGGUGCCGCACAGUCUCCGUGGGGCGUGGCAAGUGGGGCCAUAGCCGGACACCUACUCGCUACAGUUAUUGCAAUCAUAGGAGGGGCAUUUCUCGCCAACUACAUUUCCGAAAAAUUGGUUGGCUAUUUGGGAGGUGUACUGUUUCUAGUUUUCGCAGUAGCCACAUUUUUCGGAGUUUUUUAGAACAUUUUUUGCACAACUCAGAGAAUGUAGAUGAGGAAGAAUUAUAUUCUGCUUUUUGGGCUCUUUUUGAUUAGUAGGAAGGAGGCAUUUGCAGAUUGUUUACUCUUUAUAUGGCUUUGUUACUUUCUAGUUUCUUGUAAGGAGAAAAGGCUCCUCUUAUUGAAGCUAUAGACUAGUUAUUGUUAAAUUAAUAAUUGAAAAGUACUAAAUUAUAUUUCAUGAACUUUUUAUGUUAUUAAAAAUUCUUUCUAAAUUAUUAAAAUUAUUGGAUUUAAGGAUUUAA